Molecule: messenger RNA, 816 nt
Organism: Capsella rubella
Lineage: Eukaryota; Viridiplantae; Streptophyta; Magnoliopsida; Brassicales; Brassicaceae
Product: E3 ubiquitin-protein ligase ATL4
Exons: 1
Coding region: 47-571 (174 amino acids)
Biological process (GO): protein ubiquitination
Molecular function (GO): ubiquitin protein ligase activity
Source: RefSeq, a predicted model, not a curated record
UCUUCUUCUCCUCUCUCUCUUAACACUUCACCAAGAAAACAUUACAAUGACAUUCUUCAUCGAAGACACUAAUCUCAUCAUCAGCCACCUUCUUUACAAAACCGCGGUCGUCAUCGCGGUUUUACGAUGGAUCUUCGCCUGUAUCCUCCGUUACCGAUCUCAAUCAUCAUCUGUUAUUUCCGAACCAAAAUCUUUAUCUCUUUCCGUUUCAUCUCAAACCAUUAAAGAAAGCCUAGCCAUAACAGCUUUCCGCGACGCGGUGGAGAGAUCCCCCGCGUCGUCGUCGAUUAGCGACACGUGCGCGGUGUGUCUAGGAGAUUUAGAAGACAACGACGAAAUUAGAGAGCUUAGGAACUGUACUCACGUGUUUCAUCGUGAUUGUAUUGACCGGUGGGUUGAUUAUGUAUGUCGAGGCGGCGGUUGCGGCGGGGAUGAUGAUGAUAACCACCGUACUUGUCCGCUUUGUCGAACGCCGUUGCUUCCGUCGUUCUCGGAUUGUUCUUCCGUUAACCAACCUAGUUGGGCUGUUGAACGACUCCUUUACCUCUUCGGCGAUGAUCUUCUUCCUUGAACUUUUUUUUUUACUUUUUUACCUUUUUUACUUUCUUUUUUUCUUAAACAUUUUAUUUCAUUUUUUUUAAAGAUCAAUAUUGUAGUUGGUGAAUUGGGUAGAUUAAUAGAAAAUAUAUAAGAAUGGUGUCAAUUAUACAAAAUCGAAUCAAUUUGAUUUGAUUGUAUAUAUAAAUGUUCUAGUGAUUCCAGUGUGUAUUCUUUUUUCUCAAAUUAAUGUUUAAAGUUGAUUAAUAAGUUUUCUAA